Molecule: messenger RNA, 1858 nt
Organism: Camelina sativa (false flax)
Lineage: Eukaryota; Viridiplantae; Streptophyta; Magnoliopsida; Brassicales; Brassicaceae
Product: RNA-binding KH domain-containing protein RCF3-like
Molecular function (GO): RNA binding
Source: RefSeq, a predicted model, not a curated record
UCUUCUCUCAUCCAAUACUCACUCUUUCAAUUUCAAAUUCCAAAAGCUAGUCAAAGACGGAGAGAGGCCGUUGCGUUUCCCGGCGAGACGACUGCUCCACGGACGGAUUAACCGAUCAUCGAUUGUUUCAUUCUCCGGGUUCUUCAGGUUUGUGAUUUCGUGUAUUUGUCUCACUAGGAUGGCUUAUUCGAGGAACGUUUAUGAUGAUAAUGGUGAUGGAUUCGAAGAUACUGUGUAUCGUUACUUGUGUCCUGUGAGAAAAGCAGGGAGCGUUAUUGGUAAAGGUGGUGAGAUUGCAAAGCAGAUUAGGUUUGAGACGAAAGCAAACUUGAGGGUAAACCAGGCUUUACCUGGUAGUGACGAGCGUGUUGUUACUAUAUAUUCUACAAGCGAGGAGACGAAUCGUAUUGAUGAUGAUGAUGAGGAUUUCGUUUGUCCUGCUUUUGACGCUCUUUUCAAGGUUCAUGAUAUGAUUGUGGGGCAAGAACUUAGCAAUGAUGAUUAUGAUUAUGAUGACGAUGAGUAUAAAACUGUUGUUACUGCAAGGAUGCUUGUGCCUUCGGAUCAAAUUGGUUGCCUUAUUGGAAAAGGUGGACAAGUUAUCCAAAAUCUGCGUAAUGAAACUAAUGCUCAAAUUCGUGUUAUAAGUGAUAAUCUGCCUAUUUGUGCUUUGGCUUUGAGUCAUGAUGAGCUUCUUCAGAUAACUGGAAAUCCCUCUGCUGUUAGAGUAGCUCUUUACCAAGUUGCCUCUCUGCUUUAUGAGAAUCCGUCGCAGUUUCAGAACUACUUUCUCUCGUCCCCUAGUACCUCGCAGCAUCAACACGGUGGAAUUCUAAUGAGUCCUGCACUAACAAGCUCUCGCAAAAAUUACUCUGCGCCAAGAGAUGUUGCCGAUUCAAGAGUGUUUUCUAUCUGCUUCAUAUGUCCAGCUGAAAAUGUUGGAGGUGUAAUAGGAAAAGGCGGCUGUUUCAUUAAUCAGAUUAGGCAAGAAUCUGGUGCGACCAUCAAAGUUGACACCUCCGUAACUGGUGAAGAUGAUGAUUGCGUUAUAUACAUAUCAUCAAAAGAGUUCUUCGAAGAUCAAUCCCCAACCGUGAUUGCAGCCUUACGCUUACAAACACGAUGCAGUGAGAAAGUGGGGAAAGAUUCAAGUGAUUCUGCAAUCACCACUCGUGUACUUGUUCCUAGUUCUCAAGUAGGGUGUCUCAUUGGAAAAGGCGGAGCUCUUAUAUCUGAGAUGAGGAGUGUCACAAAAGCAAAUAUCCGCAUUUUUCAAGGCGAAGAUGUACCAACAAUUGCUCGUGAGGACGAGGAGAUGGUCCAGAUAACAGGAAGUUUUGAUGCAGCAAUCAAAGCUCUUACUCAAGUGAUGUUGCGAUUAAGAGCCAAUGUAUUUGACAUGGAUCGAGGUCUUGUCCUGCUUCCAACUUUCUUUCCUUAUAUUUCUCAAACAACAGAGACUUCGAGCAUGCCUAAGCACAAAAAACGCGAGAACCAUUCUCAUGGCUCCAUGGAAACUGCUAGAAAUGAAGACUACAGUAGUCAAAUGAACUUAAAUUCCCCAAGAAGAAACCGAGUUUACUGAUCACCAAACAAUCGUAAAAGGGUAUUGUUCUAUUAUGUUGAAAACACUUAUUAGAUUUCGGGAUAGUGUUAAAACACUAGGGCGUUUUUUUUGGAAUCCAAGUAAAAAAAGAGGAUUUUGGGUUUGUUUUGAGUCUCAAGAAAUCUAAAAAUGCAGGAAGUUCUUGAACAACUGACAAGUUUUUUUUGUAAUCUUCAUUAAAGAUUUAGCACGAGAGUUUCUUUAACUUUUGACUCCCUCUUGAGUAUAAUUGAAUAACUUCUUAAUCAUGAA